CGACCUUUAACCAGUUGUAGUGCACUGGCCGGAACAGCGGACGGACCUACAGACAGGUCGGCGGCGGAACGUACGGACGGCCAGACAGACAGAGAAACGGACAUAUGGAGACAAAACCUAUAGUUCCUCCCGACCUGUAACUGUCUUGGCCUGUGUGACAAGAAGAUGAAGAUUCGCAGUGUCAGGUUGGCGGAACUCGUUUUGAUCAUAGUCCUCUUCUGGGCGGUGUGUUGGCUGUUUGUGUGGUGGAUACGGACUCCCAGCGUCUGUUCCGGUUCGUCUUCUAUCGGUAUGCCUGUGGCUGGACAGUCACGUGUGGGAGAUUUUUACGUAAAACAAGACAGCGCCGCCCAGACGAAGAUCCCAGUGUACAUUGUGGAGGAACACCACGAAGUAAUAAAGUACUGGUACGGGGCUGCUAACCAGGGGUAUAUUCCGAAGUCAGGAAAUGUUCUGCUUCACAUAGACGGCCAUUCUGACGGUGCCACUCCACCCAAAUGGAUGUUGGGGCCUCUCUUUCGAUAUCCAAUCAGCAACCACGAGCUUACUAAUAUGAUGCAGGAAAACGACGUCUUCAUUGUAGCAUCUGCUCUAACGGGUUUCAUAGAUCGGUUCAUCUGGGUAUGGCCGACAUGGAACACAGACAGCUCGGAGGGGCAGAGUGAAAAGGAAUACGCCUCAUUCCCGGUACGGUACGGCUCCAUGAACCGCGAGGACACGAAAACAGGUCGACUUGUGAUGGAGCUCUGUGCGUGCAUGUCAUCAAAGGAAUUUAAUUUCGAGACCUACUGCUUCAUGAAUAACGCCUCCGACUUAGAAGACAUGGAUGGGAUACCCAUAAAGGAAUCAGAAUGCAAUAUUAAGUAUUCUGGGCUGGUUGAGAUCGUGAGUGAGAUUAAGGCAAUAUCUCUUAUUAAGUCUGGCAUCUGGAUAACCGCCAAGGACAAGGUCUUGUUGGAUGUGGAUGAGGACUUCUAUGGUGUCGAGGCAUCAGUAUCGCGACUGUAUGGGGUUGGGAUUGACCAGGACAGGGUGGAUGAAGUAUCCCAGAUGGUCAAACGUUUGGUAUGCGCCUCGAAUACGCAUCAAGAGAGACAGACAGACUCGUUCUACAACUAUUUAAUACAGACCAUUAUUGAUUUCAAGAUCGUCUGCUCUCAGAGUGAAAAGGUUAAUGACAGUAUCUGUAAAAAUUCCAGGAAGCUAGCCUCCGCCGUAAAGAAGCUACGGCCAGAGUUCAUGAAGAAUCUUCGAGAGAGAAAUCUGGAACAGCAUAUAUGUGACCAUACUAGAAUCAAACUUGUUCUGAACAAACUCAUUUUGGAAUUCUGUAAAAUGACUAUAGAUCAGUUGAAAGCAUUUGCAGAAGUUGGAAUCUGCUUAAACCAAAGCCCAAAGACAAUGAACUUUGAUCACAGACACAGUAUGAGAGUAUGUUAUGGUUACAACACACCCAACGAGACUGCGGUGAUGUUUCACGUCCCAUCCUUAGCAGAAAUAGAUCAGAGGACGGAUAAUCUGAAGGACAUAUUAAAACAAAAACAGUUUGUUCCCGGUGCUGUCACAAUCUGUAGGUCUACAAGAGAUGGCUAUACACCGAAGAAAUAUUUUACCAAAAUAGAGUCAGACGUUAAACUUGUACUUAGAGACGCUUUCCCCAGGAUAAGAGAGGAUUCGUUUUACUAUGACGAGGACCUGUUAGGAGGACCUUCUGGUUGGCAUGGGAGACACUGAUUUAUUGCGUAGACAAAACCUGAACCUAUAAUAAAAUACAGAAUGAAAGA
Molecule: messenger RNA, 1784 nt
Organism: Gigantopelta aegis
Lineage: Eukaryota; Metazoa; Mollusca; Gastropoda; Neomphalida; Peltospiridae
Exons: 5
Coding region: 166-1734 (522 amino acids)
Source: RefSeq, a predicted model, not a curated record